This is a messenger RNA of Acaulospora colombiana, 136 nucleotides long. Lineage: Eukaryota; Fungi; Glomeromycota; Glomeromycetes; Diversisporales; Acaulosporaceae. The record is from the annotation of a GenBank genome assembly.
GGAGCUUUUUGCAAGCGACGCGAUGCGCGCGGGGCUGUUACCUGGGAUAUUGGCCGUUCAGAUGUUCUGGGACUGGCGAUGCCGCAUGUCCAUUGACGCCAUCGCUGGAUCAUCCACCCUUGUGUCACAAGGAUGA